Molecule: messenger RNA, 1529 nt
Organism: Zophobas morio
Lineage: Eukaryota; Metazoa; Arthropoda; Insecta; Coleoptera; Tenebrionidae
Product: zinc finger Y-chromosomal protein 2-like
Exons: 2
Coding region: 138-1367 (409 amino acids)
Biological process (GO): regulation of transcription by RNA polymerase II
Molecular function (GO): DNA-binding transcription factor activity, RNA polymerase II-specific; RNA polymerase II transcription regulatory region sequence-specific DNA binding
Source: RefSeq, a predicted model, not a curated record
CAAAAGUGAGGUUAUGUGGCAGGGGCGACGAAUUUUCACACUAUGAACCCAAAUAAGCCCCCCUUAAUCGUUAUAAACAUGAUUUUCCGUAAAUGUGUAAGGUAAAACAAAAUAUUUCUUCUGGGUAGAUAAGUAAUAUGGAAUUUAUAAUAAAGGAAGACCGUGUCACAGACCACCCAUUUACACCCUUUAACUGUGAAAACGUUGACAUCGAACUAUAUUGUUGCCAAUAUUGCAGCUUCGAAACCGAAUUGAGUAUCCUUCGUAAGCAACACAUUGAAACCUUUCACAGAAUUAAACCGGAAAACCCUGAAGACUACACCGUUCAAACUUAUCUCUGUAAAAACUGCAAUUUUGACACCUACUUCGUGCUAAAAUUCCUCCAACACACUAAAACUUGUCUUCAAAACAAACAAAGUCGGGGUCGCAAGUGGCUCAAGUGUGACAAGUGCAACUACAAAUCCAAAUACAGCAACGCUUUAAGGGGGCACCAAAUCACAAACCACUUGAAAGAUGACGAAAUCCAGUGGCACCACUGCGACAAAUGCGCAUACAAAGCCAAACAAAAACGCUAUUUGAAAAUCCACGUCCACGUUCACCACAUGGACGAAAAAAACACGAAAUGGUACAAAUGUCAACAGUGUCCAUAUAAAACCAAAUUCGAAUUUUACUUAACCAGCCACUUGAAUACCACUCACUUAGUUUCCAAAAGGUACAAAUGUGACCAGUGCUCCUACGGAACCAACUCCAGCUCGCACUUAAAGAAGCACAAAAUCCACAAACACUUGCGCGAGAACGAAAUCCAGUGGUAUAAAUGCGAAAGUUGCCCCUACAAAGCCAAAACCAAGCCCGGCUUGAGGGACCACCAAAGCACCGUGCACGUGCAAGACAAAGACGUCAAGUGGCGUAAGUGUGACCACUGCGCUUUCAAAACCAAGCAAAUGAAAAACUUAAAACUGCACAUGUUUAACAAGCAUUCCAACGAAAAUGAAAUCGUGUGGUUCGAGUGUGAAAAGUGCCCGUACAAGACCAAGCACAAGUUUUCGCUGAAAAUGCACGUGAAUAGUUACCAUUUAACUGGGAGCGAGAUUACGUGGUUUCGCUGCGACAAGUGUUCGUAUAAGGCUAAGAGGCAGUUCACGUUGAGGAAUCACGUGAAUGCGGUUCAUUUGAACGAGGAGGAUAUUAAGUGGCAUCAGUGUGACCACUGUAAUUACAAAACGAAGCACUCGAAGAAUCUCAAAACGCACGCGAAGACGCUGCAUUCGAGCGAGACUAAGUGGCAUUAUUGUGACAAGUGUUCACACAAAACGAAGUACAGUAGUGGGCUGAAACGCCACUUGAAGACCCAACAUGGUUCAGAAUGAUUUUCCUGGGUGUUGUAAGUAAAUGUGUAAUGGGAAAUUAAUUUUACUCUCAGCGUUCGUACUACCAUCUAAAUGUUUUAAAUUUUCAGUGUUUUACUUACUGUACAUGAUUUAAUGUCAGUUGGUGUCUUAAAUCGUUAAUAAAGAGAAUUAUUUAUUUGA